Tetrahymena thermophila SB210 is the source of this 2805-nucleotide messenger RNA. RefSeq lists its product as hypothetical. The transcript has a single exon. NCBI's taxonomy places the organism in Eukaryota, Ciliophora, Oligohymenophorea, Hymenostomatida, Tetrahymenidae. The record is from RefSeq and is a predicted model, not a curated record.
AUGAGUAAAUAAGAUUUUCAUAUCACAAAUGAAUAUUAAUGCACAUACAGAAACAUAUCUAAUAAUGAUGAUUAACUAGUAAACACUAUUUCUAAAAGUCUUCAUUUACAAACUGUUUAUUCUAGAGGUAAAAAGCUUGUACCAUCUUAAUUUUUAAGAAAAUCAACAGACUAGCAGAACCUAAAUAUGAUUGAGUAAAAAAAAAUUUCACCCAAAAAAUAUUCUCAAUCAAAAUUGUAAAUUCUUCUUUAAAACAACUCAAACAAAUUUGUCAAUGCAAAAUAAUUAUUAAAUAAAUAUUCUCAAAAAUGCAGCAAUAUUAAAAUAGUUGAUUAGGCAGCUAAUCAAUCAAAUAUGAGCUAGCAAAAUAAGAAUUAAAACAUGAACUCUUAAAAUUAGCAAAAUUAUGAGCAACUUAGUAAAAAGAAAUUUAGAAGAAUAGACCAUUCAAUAAAAUUUAACACUGAGCCUAAGAAAAUAUAAUAAAAUAAAGUUAGUGUACCUUUUUCUGCUUCCCCAAGUAAGAGAAAACUAGUAAAUUUCUAAUAACCAAAAUUCAAGGAUGACUUCUCAGAAGAUGAUAAUGAAAAUUAUUACUUACCUUAAGUAGAAUAGCUCUCAAAAAAAAUGGUUGUUUCUAAGUAGAGAUCCUCAUCACCUUUAAAAAAUUUGAGAACAAACUCCAACGCAAUAAAAGGUUAAAAAAACGAAAACUUUAAAAUAAGUCUUAAAGUAAAUAAAAGAUAUAUCCAUAAUUUAGAGUAAUAAUCAACUAGAAGAGAAGAAGCAUCAUCAUCAUCUUUUUAUUAAAAUUCACAAAGAACUGCUAUAAUUCCUCAAAAUUAAAUAAUAAGAGAAUAAUUAAAUUAAAAAUAAAAUUAGGAGAAAUAAAAACAAUAAUAACCUAUUUUUUCUAGUGAGGAGGAGAACAAAGUGACUAAUGAUGAAACAGAAUUUAGCGAUGAUAUGUUUAAGCACAAUAUUCACAAUAUUUCAAAAGAAGAUUAGAAAACUGUAAAAAUGAGUGAAAUAUAAAUUUAAAGGAGAGAUGGCUUCAUUAAAAAAAUUCAAAAAAAUGAUGAAAAGGAUGUUAAAAAAUAGAAAUCAAUAAUUUCAUCAAAUAAUCUUAGUUUGAAUUCUACAGAUUCGCAAGAUGAGAAUACCUCAACUAAAUCUAAAAUUUGUGAAAAAAACCCUUAACUAAGUGAAGAUCCUAUAAAUUAAGAGUUCUUGGAGGAGUUUACACAAGUAAAUAAGCUAUUUGUUUAGGAUAACUUAGAAUUAUAAGUCUUAAUUGAUCGCGAGAGAGUUCAAUUAUUUCAUAAAAAAUCUUCCUCUGCUGAUGUAAUGGUUAGCAUUAAUCUACCAGAAAAAACAGAAUCUGCAAUUAAUCGUUAUGUAAGCAUGCUAAGAAAAGUAAAAUUAGAAGCUAUCGAAAAAAAUUCUAAUUCAUAAAUAAAUUGCAAGAAAUAUUAAACAAAAGACUACACUUGGAGUCCAUAUGACUUAGUCAUCCUCAUUGAUGACAAUAUUUCUGUAAAGAAUAUGACUAGUAUCAAAAGUUCUAUUAAUUUUAUUGUUCAACAAUCAUCUUAAUUUGAUAGAAUAUGUUUAAUAUUUCCUAACUCAUAGGAAAUUACUAAAUCGAAGCUCGUAAAAUGCGAUUUAUCAAAUAAAGAAUAUUUGAAAGAUAUUUUAAAAUAUGUGAACCCAAGAGGUGAUGUUGAAUCCAUAGAGCUUUUAGAUUAGGCUUUAGAAAUUCUUAAUAAAAGACAAGAAAAGAAUUUUAUUUCUCAAAUUUACUAUUUUACUGAAGGUUACAACAUAAAAAAAUCUGAUGAAAUGAUAAAUCUUUUAUAAAAAAAAAAUUAAUUUACAUAUUUCUUAAGCACAUUUCAUUUAAAAAAUAAUAAUUGCGACUCAAGUAUAUAAUAAAUUUCAUACUCUUAAUAGGGGGACUAUCACUUUAUUGAAGAUACUUCUAAUUUACCAUUGAUAGCUGCAAAAGCUCUAGGUCAGCUAAAAUCUACAGUAGGUUUUAAAUCAAGUGCCAUGAUUAUGCCAACUUUAGACAAAAAAUUUAUAGAAAAAAUAACUACAGAAAGGAGAUAUGGUGGUUCUGGAAUUUGGAAGGAAGAUGAUGAAUUGGAAGCUUAGUCUAUAGAUCUUUAUAAUUUGAUAGCAGGCUGCUCAAAAAAUUAUAGUUUGAGAUAUAGUUUCCCUGCAACUGGAUAUCUGAUAGGCGAUGAAUGGAUCGAAAAGCCAACAUUCAAAGCAGCUUGCUUAGUAUUUUUUGAAUCAUAAAAAUAUUAAUAAUAUAUUUAUAAUGAGUAAAUUAAAAAAGUUACAUUCGAAAACGGAGAUAUUUAUAAAACAGAGUAAGAAUCAUUAAUUAAUAAUCCUUACAACCCAACAGUAUUAAGAAAUUCUUUUAAAUAUUAAAUCAUUGAUAGUUUUGAAAUACUCAUCUAAAACUUGUAAGAUAAAUUAGAGAGCGAAUAUAGCUUAAUCAAAUUUGAGGAAAAUUUAGAAUCAAUUUUGUAAGAGUAUUUCGUUGAAAUUUCUCUUCAUUUUGAAGAAUUUUUGGAAGACAUCGCAUAAUUGCAUUAAAAAAUAUAAAAAAAUGGCAAUUAAUCAAUUAACAACAAUCUAAAUAAUUUAUUAAAUUCAUUUUUAAAUGCACACAAAUAUCAAAAAUCAUAAUUAUCAAAAACAGAUAUUUCGUUUAAUACUUAAAUAUCUGAGUAUUAUAUGAACUAUGCUUAGUUCUAUUUCUAAAGAAUAUGCUAAAAUUAAAUUGUUUGA